Brassica napus (rape) is the source of this 1903-nucleotide messenger RNA. RefSeq names its product la-related protein 6C. NCBI's taxonomy places the organism in Eukaryota, Viridiplantae, Streptophyta, Magnoliopsida, Brassicales, Brassicaceae. Gene Ontology annotation, biological process: RNA processing. Bases 137 to 1549 code for a protein of 470 amino acids. Gene Ontology annotation, cellular component: nucleus. Gene Ontology annotation, molecular function: mRNA binding. The record is from RefSeq and is a predicted model, not a curated record. The transcript is spliced from 9 exons.
AGUAAGAAAAAACUAGAGAAGAAGAAAUCAAAUCCACAAACAACAAAAAAAUAUAUUAAUUUUGUUAGAUUGAAAAAAUAUAAACACCAAAAAAAUAUUAAUUUUGUUAAAGAGAGUUUUGCAUAGUGAGUGGAAAAUGGCGCAGAUGCACCGAGAAGAUGUUGAAUCCGUCACGGCGGAUAAGAAAGUAUCAGACGGAGGAGGAGGCGGCGGCGGCGGAUCUUCCGGCGCUCAGGCGUCAUCGUUCAAAUUCAACGCCGAGGCACCGGAGUUCGUACCGCAAUCGCGUGCCGCCGUGGCAACACCGCAGGUUUCUCCGAUCUCCGGUUACUUUUAUCCUUGCUUUCACUACAGCGACGGAGGAGGGACGGCGGUCGGUACUCAGGCGUCGGAUUGGUUCUUCGUCGGAGGAGGAGAUCCUGCUCAGCAUCCACACGUUCACGAUCCGGCGGCUGCGUAUUACGUUCCGAGUCCGGCGGUUCAGUUUCCGGUGAAUCAGAACUCUUCUCCUUCUUCUUCGUUGCUCUCUGAUGAUCUCCGCCUUAAGAUCGUCAAACAGGUUGAGUACCAGUUCACGGAUAUGAGUCUCUUAGCUAAUGAGUCCAUCUCAAAGCACAUGAACAAAGACCCUGAAGGUUAUGUGCCAAUAUCUUACAUUGCUUCGACCAAGAAGAUCAAGGCUUUAACGAGUAACCACCACUUAGUUUCAUUGGCUCUACGCUCCUCCUCUAAGCUUGUUGUGAGUGAAGACAACAAGAAAGUUAAGCGUAAAGUUCCAUUUACUGAUAGAGACAGAGAGGAUUUGCAGGUAACUAAUCACCACGAAACCCUUCAUUAUAUUAUAUAUAUACAUAUUAACUACUUCUUGUUUCUGUUUAUUGCUCUUCAGGGCCGGACCGUUGUUGCAGAGAAUCUACCAGAUGAUCACUCCUACCAGAACCUUGAGAAGAUCUUUGGAGUUGUUGGAAACGUUAAAGCGAUUAGAAUCUGUCAUCCUCCAGAAUCAAACUCCUCUCGUCCAAAAGGAGAUUUCUUGAUGAGCAACAAAAUUCACGCACUGAUCGAGUAUGACCACACUGUUGUCGCGGAUAAAGCUGUGGAGAAGCUGAACGAUGAAAGAAACUGGAGGAAAGGACUUCGUGUGAGGCUGCUUCUUAGAUGCUCGCCCAAAUCAGUGCUCAAGCACAGAAGAAACUUUGAUGGCAUCCUCAUAGAUGAUGAAAGUCCUUAUGAAUCUGGAGAAGACUCUCCACGUCUCCAUUUAACCGAGCAUCAGCUUGAUAACGAGGGUGAUGAGAACACUCUUGGAGGACUGUGGGGAAAAGGGAGAGGAAAAGGAAGAGGACGGUCUCCAAGAAGCUAUGUGGUAGGAGGAGGAGAACGUAGCUUCGGGAUCGGGAUGGGACUCAGCCUCGGCCCAAUGUCACCGAGCCUAGGUUUACACGGAUCUUCGUCUCCAAAAACAGCAACAAAGGGACCAAGGAUGCCUGAUGGUACAAGAGGGUUCACCAUGGGACGUGGCAAACCCGUCAAUCUCAGUCUUAUCUAACAAUCUCUAAGUGAAGGACUACUACUAUUUAUUAUUAUCUAACAGUCUUUAACCAAAUAAUACAUGUGGGUUGGUUUCUUGAGAUAUGAGUUCACAGAAGCAAGGACAUGAGUUUGGGAUGAUGAGGUAACUAUAUAGUGUUUGAACUGAGAAGGCAUGGUGAAGUUUUUUGAGUGUUUUUUUCUUUCUUUUUGCAUUUCUUUUAUUCUCUAACUUGGGCAAUUUCUUUUGUAUGUUUUGAUUUAUUUAUUUCUUUGUGAGAUUAACUGAAUAAUGAAGGGUUUAUAGCACAAGGACUGCAACCCUGUUGUGUAAUCAUUCUCACCUAUUUAUUUUGACUAUAUGUGACUCGAA